Myxocyprinus asiaticus (Chinese sucker) is the source of this 12599-nucleotide messenger RNA. It is a transcript of the gene sptbn5, whose product is annotated as spectrin, beta, non-erythrocytic 5. Gene Ontology annotation, cellular component: plasma membrane; cell projection; cortical actin cytoskeleton. The transcript has 70 exons. The record is from RefSeq and is a predicted model, not a curated record. Gene Ontology annotation, biological process: actin cytoskeleton organization. Gene Ontology annotation, molecular function: actin filament binding; phospholipid binding. The coding region runs from base 1 to 12171 and encodes 4056 amino acids. Lineage: Eukaryota; Metazoa; Chordata; Actinopteri; Cypriniformes; Catostomidae.
AUGUUUAGACAUGGAGACGGAGAGGAGUCGGAUGGCCGAUUCCGAGAGCUCCAGGAGCAACGGAUGGUGGUGCAGAAGAAGACCUACACUAAAUGGAUGAACAGUGUCUUCUCAAAGAAUGGGGAGAAGGUUGCCUUGACUGAUAUAUUUACUGACCUGAGAACUGGUGUGCAUCUGGUACGACUCUUGGAACUCAUCUCUGGGGAGAAACUGCCCACCCCAAGUCGACGCACCCUAAGAGUUCACUGUUUGGAAAACAACAGCAUUGCCAUUAACUUCCUUAAAACCAAGAUCCGGGUAGACUUGAUUGGUCCAGAAAAUGUUGUGGAUGGAGACCGAACCCUGAUCCUGGGCCUCAUUUGGAUCAUUAUUCUUCGCUUUCAGAUCGGAGUCAUCAAUCUUGUUGAGGCUGGUGGUGAUGCAAGUGGUGCUCGGCGCUCAGCCAAAGAAGCUCUACUGAUCUGGUGUCAGCGUAAGACUGCUGGUUAUGCCAAUGUAGAUGUGCAAGACUUCUCAGGCAGCUGGAGAGAUGGACUGGCCUUCAAUGCUCUAAUUCAUGCUCACCGGCCUGAUCUUUUCGACUACAACCGACUACGGCAGGAUGAUGCAAAGAGGAACCUGACCCAUGCUUUUAGUCUGGCAGAGGACGAGUUUGGAAUUAUGCAGCUCCUGGAUGUGGAAGAUGUCAUGGUGCCCCAUCCUGAUGAGAAGUCCAUCAUGACUUAUGUCUCUCUGUACUACCACUACUUCUCCAAAAUGAAGCAGGGCCAGACCAUCCAGAAAAGGAUAGCUAAGAUUGUGGGCCUUCUGAAAGAGCUGGAUGACAUGAAGGGCCAGUAUGAGAGCAUGGUGUCGGACUUACUAUGCUGGAUCAAGACCAAAGUGGUGGAGCUCAAUGACCGCUCUUUCCCCAACUCCCUGAGAGACAUGCAGCAUCUGGUGGCUGCCUUUAAGACAUACCGCACUAUUGAGAAGCCUCCCAAAUACCAGGAGCGAGGAGCCAUCGAAGCCCACCUCUUCAACUUGCGAACAAAGCUGAGGGCAAACAACCAGUGGGACUACAUUCCUCCGGAAGGCAAGACCUUGGGGGACAUCGAAAGGAACUGGACCUUGCUGGAGCGAGCAGAGCACCAUCGAGAUCGGGACCUACAGAGUGCGUUGAUGAGGCUGGAGCAGCUGGAACAGUUGGCCCAUAAGUUUGGGCGUAAGGCUACGCUGAGGGAGAGCUACCUAGAGGAUACUCUGCAACUGAUCCAACAACAAGACCUGGGAGUGUUGCAGAGCCUUGAGGAGGCAGAGACUACAGUUCACAGACUGGAGGCCCUGGGGACGGAUGUGCUUGCUCGCGAGCCACGUUUCCGUGCUUUAAGUGAAAUGGCUGCUGUCAUUGAUAGGGGGAACUACCACAGCAAGGUGCAAGUGAUUCGCAGGCAGGUGGAUAUCAUGAACCGAUGGAAAGAUUUACUUCAGCAGCUGCAGCAGCGGAGAGAGCUUGUUGAAGAUGUUGUAAAUACAUUCGCUGUCCUUAGAGACAUUGAGUUAAUCUCCCUGGACCUCAAGGAAUUACAGGCACAGGAAGUUUCAUCUGAUAUAGGAAAACAGCUGCCAGAGGUAGUGGCUCUUCUGCAAAAGCAGGACCUGCUAGACACUCAGAUCGUUUCACUUGGGGAAACCUUAAAUGCUAUUAGCAGCAGUGCCUUAAAGUGUAAACACAAAGGUGCCACAAAAGUCCAGAGAGAACUUAAAGGUCUCAAUGCCCAGUACAACGCCCUACUGGCUCUCAGCAGGAACAGGAGAAAAGCCCUGGAGGGACAGCUGAAGCUCUUUGAGUUUUUCCAUGACUGUGAAGAAGUAGAAGCGUGGAUCUAUGAAAAAUGGGUCCUCUUACAGGCAGCACAUCUUGGGAGAGACCUCAGUCAGAUACAGCAGGCCAUUCAGAAACACAAGGCUUUGGAGGCAGAGAUACAAUCACAGGAAUCUCUGUGCUCUGGGGUUUUAUCCAGAGGUCAAGAACUGUGCAGAGGAAGACACCCCAAUGAGAGAGACAUCCAGAAGUGGAUUCGGACUCUUCAGAAGCAAUGGCAGCAACUUAAAGACCAAGUCACUAUCCGAAAGAACAGACUGCAUGCAGCCAACGUUAUUAAACAGUAUUUUGCUGACGUUACCGAAGCCAUUUCAUGGCUUGCUGACCGCAAGCCCCUUUUAAUUGAUGAGGAUUAUGGAAAGGAUGAAGCCAGCACUACUGCUCUGCUCCAGCGUAACCAGAGACUAGAGAAGGAAAUGGAAGCCUAUGACUCAGAAAUAAAACGACUGGGGGAGCAGGCCAAGAGUGCUGCCCAACUUGCUUCUCUUACUACUGAACCCCAGCAGAGCAGAAUGGUCCACUACAGUGAUUCAUCAGAUGAUGAAGAUGAGAAAAAAAGAGCCGACAAAGGGAGCAAAGUCCUUACCAAGGCUAUACAACAAGAAAAAGCAAUGAUCAGGUUUAAAUACAGAGGUGAUAAAUUAACCUGGGACCGAGGAGAAAUAUUGACAGUUGUCAGCAGGGAGAAAGGUGAUAAGAUACUUCUUAGAGACAGCAAUGGAAAUGAGCAACUAGUGUCUUCCACAUACAUCAAGGAGUUGCUGCCUUCUGAAGCACCACCAGAACCAACAAAUGGAGUAUCCGAGAGUCCGGAAAGAAAAGUGAGUCGCCCUCGCCGCACUCGUUCCAUGCGCCGUGGCACAGCUGAAAUCUCUACCUCAUCAUUGCCUGACCCACAUUUUCAAAAAGAUGCAAUAGAGAGCACACAGAGCAGUCUGGAACAGGAUUUCAACAGCCUUUAUCAGUUAGCACAGUCAAAAAAUAAGAUCUUGGAUGAGACUGCACGACUACAUAGGUUCUAUAAUGCCUGUGAGGAGUUUGAGUCCUGGAUGGGGGACAAGGAGAAUGUCCUCAACACUUUCAGCUCCAACUCCAACAACUUAGAGGUUGUUCAAGCCAAAUACGAGAACUUUCUUACCGAGCUAGCCAGUGGUAGAGGGCAGCUUGAUGAUAUCACCAAGCUCAGAGAGGAGCUUGUCAAAAAACAGCACAGCAAGAAGAGAGAGAUUCAACUCAGACAUGGGAAUAUAACACGCAGGUGGGAACACAUUCAGAAACUGAAGGAUGAGAUAGCUCAUGAGCUGCUUAGCUCUGCUGAUGUGAAGUCCUUUCUGCAGACCUGCCAAGAUGUCCAGGCUCAGCUACAGGACAAGCUAGCCCAACUUGACACACCUGAUGUGGGCAGCUCACCAUCAGCCCUGCAGGCUGAGGAACAAAGACAAGCCCAAGCUGAGAGGGACAUAGAAGCCCUGGAAAGAAAAAUAGGGUAUCUUAAAAGUGUGGCCAAAAUGAAACAGGACUGCAGUCCUGCAGAGAGUGCCGCUAUUAUGGAAGAAGUACAUUCUCUGGAGCAACUCCUGCAGCAGGUGAAGGCCCAAGCCAUUCAGAGACAACAAAAACUGGAUGAAGCACGGCGUCUACAGUUCUUUCAGAAAGAGACUAGAGACCUGUUGUUGUGGGCAGAGGCAAUAAAGGAGCACCUUCUGGAAGAGGAGACCGGGUCUGAUGUAGCAUCUGUUCAAGCCCUGCUGAAGGAGAAUCAGGAUCUGAAGCUGGAGAUUGAGCAGCAGACAGAAAAAUUAAAAGAUAUAAAGAAGCUUGGUGAGUCUUUGGAGAUGUCAUCUGGAAAGAAGGGGGCUAUGGAUGUUCAGCAGACGGUCACAAAGUUGGAUCUUCAGUGGGGCCAGCUGAACAAAUUGUGGUCUAGUCGAAACAGAAGACUUGAGCAAGCACUGGAGUUUCAAAAGCUGAAUAAGGAAGCAGAUCGCAUGGAAGCCACAAUCUCUGGUCAUGAAGCCAGGCUGAAAGUCAGAGACUUGGGGGACUCUGUGGACAGUGUUCACAGUUUACUGGGCCGACAAGAAGAGCUUGAGGCUUUGCUUGGGGCUCUAGAGCGAUCCAUCAUUCUCUUUCAAGACAAGAGUCAGGAGCUCAUCAGCAAGCGUAACUUUGCUUCCAAAGAGAUUCAACAGCAAUCAAAGGUCAUUCAAGAUCGAUACAAGAGCCUGAAAGAAAGUUCUAAAUUAAGGCGACUUGAGUUACUUGCUUCCAAUAAAUAUCAGGAAUUUUUAAGGGAUGCAGAGGAGAUGAUGCUGUGGAUGGAGGAGAAGUUUGAGAUUGCUGAAGAUGAAUCGUACAGAGAUCCAACCAACAUUCUUCGCAAGCUCAAAAAACAUGAGGCAGCAGAAAAAGAGAUGCAUGCCAAUCAAAUUCGCAUAGACAGACUGAUUGAGGCUGGAGAGGAUAUGUUAGCAGAUGAUCACUACAACAGCCAGAGCAUUCAGAGGAAAUCUCGAGAGGUGCUCAAUAGGUGGACUGAGCUCCAGAGAAAGAUGGCAGAAAGAGGGGACAAGCUACGACAGGCUGGCCAGCAGGAGCAACUCAUGGAGCUGCUUCAGGAUGCAAAAUUGAAGAUUGAGGCUAUUGAGAGAAUGUUACAGAAUGCUAUAAGAGGUCAUGACCUCCGCUCAAGCCGACAGCUCCUCAAGGAACACAAGCAGCUGGAGGAGGAAGCACAAGAGCUUGCUGAAAAAAUAAAUUCCAUUGUCACCCAUGCCAAACACCUGGCCACCAACCAUUUCGACUCUCAUCGCAUUCUCAGGGAGACUGACACUUACCUGAAACUAUUUAAGUCUCUACAAAAACCUCUUGAUCAUCGCCGAAGCCAGCUAGAGGCAGAUGUUGCACUAUAUAGCUUUUACCAUGAUGUGGACUUAGAGCUAAGUUGGAUAUCAGAGCAUCACCCUGUACCUGAUACUACAAAUUAUGAAAGAUCCCUGGCUGGGGCAGUUAAUCUGCUUCAGAAACACAAGGACCUACAGGCAGAGGUUAAUGCCCACAGCCAGUACCUGCAACGAAUACUGGACAGAGGAAGAGUCAUGGCCCACUCCAAUCAGUGGAAUGGUCAGGAGGUGGAGCAAAGGUGUGAGCAACUGAUUACGGAGUGGGAGGGGCUAGAGGAGACAUGUGAGAAACGGUCAGCCGAACUAAACAAGGCAGUUACAUGGGAGCAGAUUUUGCUUGACUGCACGGAUCUAGAGACCCGACUGUCAGAAACAUCUGCUUUGGUCAGCACUGAUUAUGGCAAGAAUGAAUUAGCCACUCAAAGUCUAAUGAAGCAACACCAGGCAGUGGAGGGGCAGAUUGAGGUACUUACUGCCCAGGUAGAUGAACUCAAGUCCAAUGUAAAACAGGCUGAACGUAUGUGGGGUUUAGAGGAGUUGAAUAGGUCCUACAACCAUAUUAAAUCUAAGCUAUGUGAGGUUCAGCACUCAGCAACACUCAGAGAGCAGAGGCUUCGAGAGACUCUACACUUGCAUGAAUUCAAGCGUGAGUCUUCAGAAUUGGUGGAAUGGAUUGCUCAACAGACACAGAUUGCCUCCUCAAAUGACUUUGGGAGUGAUAAUGAAAAUGUACUGCAACUGCGUGGGAGAUUUGAGGUAUUCCUAAAGCAGCUGGAGAUGGGACUGGAGAGGAUGCACACCUGUUAUGAGCUGGCUGAUAAACUCAUCAAAAAUAAUCACCCUGAGAGCCGCUUCAUCAGAGAAACACAGAAUCUACUCAGAGAAUCAUGGGAAGAGCUGCAGGAUUUAUCCAAAGACCGGAAGGAGAAGCUACGUAAAUCUGAAGAAUGUCACAAAUUUUACAAAGACCUGACUGAUGCACUUGAACAGAUAAAGGAAAGGAACAAAAGCAUUCCGGAUGAUAUAGCCAAAGAUCUUAAGGGGGUGCUGUCACAACUACGGAAACAUGAAGCUCUUGUACAUGAACUGGCUGGAACAGAGCAACAGCUGCAGGAGCUGUUGGAUGGAGCUGAUGCCAUUUUGGACAUGUGCUCUCCUGAGCUACGGGUGGGGUUGCAGGAGCAGCAGCAGGAGGUGGUGGAGAGCUGGGAGAUGCUCCGUACACACAUGGAGCAGAGAGAGGAAGAGCUACGGUCAGCUAAGGACCGCUACAUGUUCCUCAAUACGGCACAGGACUACUCCCUCUGGUGUGGCCAGGUGCUGAGUGGGAUGAAGGCAGAGGAGUCCAUUCGAGAUGUUGCCACCUGUGAUCUGCAGUUGUUCCAGCACCAGCAGCUUUGGGCUGAGAUUGUGGCACGUGAGGAGACAUAUGCCCAGGCUGUAGCCAUGGGCCAGGACCUGCUGGAGCAGGACAUACCUAAUGCUAGAGAGAUCCAGUUGAAACUGAAAGCUCUGCAAGAAGCAAGAGAGAAGCUGACUGAUAACUGGCAGUCCAAGCAGAAAUGGCUGGAGAACACUUAUCUAGAGCAGAUGUUUUAUAGAGACGCUGAAUACAUGGAAAAGAUCACUAACUCUCAAGAGAUCCAGCUUAAGAACAGUGCUUUGGGAACAACAGUGGAUGAUGCAGAAACUUUGAUCAAACGCCAUGAAGCCUUUGAAAAACUUCUUAAUUCUCAGGAAGACAAGAUGAUGGCUCUUCAGGAGUCAGCAGAGCGCUUAAAAGCAGAAGGUUUGAACAGAGAAAAAAACAGCAACAUUAAGAACAAACUGAAAGCUCUCCAGGAGAGGAGGGAACGCAUCAAGGAUCUGUCUGCUAAACGCCAGGAGGAUCUUGAGAUCUCUAGGCUUCUAUGUAUCUUCAACCGGGAUGUGUCUGAGGCAGAGGAAUGGAUCACAGACCGUAUGAAUAAGAUUCAAGAAGACUCAAAGAUGGACCUCAGCAACCUUCAGGCCAAAAUGAAAAUACUGCAGAAGCAUCAGGUGUUUGAGGCAGAGAUUCUGGCCCAUGGAAAGAUCAUUGAUUCUGUCCAGAAGGCUGGAAAAGAGCUGGUGACCAUGCGUCACCCAAAAUCAAAGGAAGUACGGCAGACUGUUUCAGCUCUGGUCUCUCAUUGGGAGGCUCUAAAGCAAGCAGUUGCAGUUCGUGGAAAAGUUCUGGAGGAUAACCGUGAUUUUCUUGAGUUCCUGCAGAAAGUGGAACAGGUUGAAGUUUGGAUAAGACAAAAGGAGGUGAUGAUAAAUGUUGGUGAUGUUGGGGAGGAUUAUGAACACGGUCAGCAGCUGCUGAAGAAGCUCAGUGAAUUUAGAGGCUCUGGAGAUGUGACUGUGGAUGAUGCUCACAUCAAGGCCAUCAACACUCUGGCUGCUCGGCUAGAAAGACAGAACAGUGAUGAGCUGGUGACUGUGAGGAAGCGUAGACAGCAGCUCAAUGAACGAUGGAGUAAUUUCCAUGGCAACUUGAGUAGCUAUAAGCGGAAGCUAGAGGCAGCACUGGAGGUCCACGCUUUGAUCCGAGAGUUAGAGGAAGUCAGAGACAGAGCUGGAGAAAAGAUGCUGUUGCUGCAGGGCCAAGGCAGUGGAGUGGAUGUGGAAAGUGUGGAGAACCUCAUUCGCAGACACGAGGAGAUGGAAAGGGAGGCUCGAGUCAUCCAAGAGAGAGGCACUGACCUGGAGAAGGAGACUAAAGACAGGUUAAGGAGGCACUCUGACCUGUCUGACAAUCUUAAGAAGAAGCAGGAAGAGGUUAACAUUGCUUUAGUGAAGCUGGACAAGGAGGUCAAACGAAGGAAGGAACGGUUGCAGGAAUCUCACCAGCUGCAGCUGUUUAAAGCUAACCAGCGCCUCCUUCUGGACUGGACCUUGAAGCGGAGUGAUGAGAUGGAUAAGAAGGGCCUGCCCAAGAAUAAGACUGAGGCUGAGAGCUUCAUACUAGAGCACCAGGACUGGAAGGUUGAGAUUGAUGCCCGCACUGAGCGUGUAGAUUCAGUUAAGAGUUUUGGACAGAAUCUUGUUAAGUCUGGACACAGCGAUUCAGCAGAAAUUAAAGACGCCUUACGCAAACUAGAGGAUGCCAAGUCAAAGCUAGCUCAAGCUUGGGAGGACAGAAAGAAAACUCUGGAUCAAGCACUGAAGCUUCAGAUAUUCCUGGGCUAUGCUGAGCAAAGUGAAAACUGGAUGAGUAACAGGGAGGUAUUCUUGGUCAAUGAAGAUCUUGGGGGAUCCUUGUCAGAGGUGGAGGCUCUUCAGAGGAAGCAUGCUCUGUUUGAAAACUCUUUAGAAGCUCAAAUGGAGCAGGUGAAAGAAAUUGACAGAUAUGCUCAGCAGCUCAUACAGGCAAAACACUAUGACUCUGAAAACAUCAAGAAAAAGACUAAAGCAAUUCUGCUCAGAAAGCACAAAGUACUUGAGAUGAGCAAAGCUCGACAAAAAGCUUUGGAAGAAUCUCUACAGCUGCAGAAGUUCCUAGAAGGAAGCUAUGAGGUUUCUUCCUGGCUGUAUGAGAAGAAUUCUGUGGCUCUUGAUGAGAGCUGGAGAGAUCCUAUCAACCUGCAGGCUAAGCUACUGAAACACCAGAGCUUUGAGGCUGAGAUACUGGCAAACCGCAACCAAGUGGAUGCCCUCAUAAAAGAGGGUGACAAGAUGCUGGUAUCCGGUCAUCCUGCUAAAAGUAAGAUAAAACCAAGAAUAAAAGAUAUCAGUGACAGCUGGGAGCAGCUUUUGAGCAACUGCAAGGAGAAGAAGUCACGUCUACAGCAAGCAUAUCAGGCAUUGCAGUUCCAGCGCUCUUUGGAUGACAUCGAGGAUUGGCUUGGGUCAGUGGAGGCAGAGUUGGCAAAUGAAGACUAUGGCAGUGAUUUGGCCUCAGUUAACCGACUGCUUAAGGCCCUACAGGGUCUGGAGGAAAUGGUAGAUGCGCACAUGGAGAAGGUUCAGGGGCUAGUGGACACAGCCAAAGACUUCAGCUCUCAAGGCAACUUCCUUGCAGAAAAUAUCCAGGAGAGGGUCUGGGAGGUCGUCAACAGGUAUAAUGGCCUGGGUGAGCCACUGCAGGCCCGCAGAGAAACUCUGGAGUCAUGGCAGCUGCUGUUUCAGUUCUACAGGGACUUAGAGGAUGAGCUGGAGUGGAUUCAGGACAAGUUGCAAGCCACAGCUACAAAAGACUGGGGCACCUCCCUGGAGAGUACACAAACCAUAGUCAAAAAACAUCUGGUUCUGAUGCAGGAAAAUGAGAGCCGAACCCCUCUGAUAAUGGCUGUACAGGAGGCAGGACAGAACCUGGUCCGGGGACGGCACUUUGCAUCACAUGAGAUCAGCGAGAGACUUGCUGAGCUAAAGAAGAACUUUGACACUUUGAAGAAGGAGUCAGAAAAGAAAGAUCGCCUGCUUCAAGAAGCACUGAAAAUUCAGACCUUCCUCUCAGAGGUCUCCCAACUGGAGCAGUGGAUGGAGGAGCAGAGACCUAUAGUAGAAUCCAGAGACUAUGGAAAGAGCGAAGAGGCCACUGAAGCUUUCCUCAGAAAACUGGACACAGUUGACCUUGAGUUGGAGAACCAGCUUGGGAAAGUAGAGUCACUCCUGAAAACUGGAACUCAUCUAGAAAAGUGUGGACAUCCCAACAGCCAUUUAGUGAGUAAGAGCCUUAAAGAUGUGCAGAGCGAGUUUGAGACCUUGUUGCAGCUGUCUGCUGAACGUCGUACUGAGCUGGAGAACCAGUACAAUCUCUAUAUAUUUGAGAGAGAAGCUAGAGAUCUUCAGAACUGGCUUCUCUCCUGCAAGACUAUCGCAGAAUCUGAUGAUUAUGGAAAAGACUUGGAGGGGGUUGAGGCACUGCAGAAGAAAUUUGAUGAUUUUGCAGAAGAGGUCAGCACCCUGGGUCAGAGUAAGCUGGGAACAGUCCAAAAGCUGAAGCACACAGUGCUAUUGUCAGAGGCACAGCAAAAAGAGGAGGCUCUGCUCACACUGUGGGAGGAUUUAAACAAGUCUAUGAAAGCAAGAGCAAAGAAUCUAUGUUCCGCUCGAGAGGUUCACCAGUUUGACCAUGACUUGGAUGAGCUAAGGAGCUGGAUGAGUGAGAAGGAGGUGGCUCUGGACCCUGAAGAGCAGGAGAGUGAUCUGCUCAGUGUCCAGGCUCUCAUUCGCCAACAUGAAGGCCUUGAGAGAGAUCUUGCAGUGAUAGAAGAGGAUGUUUCUCGUCGAAAGGAGGAGGGCAAAGAUUUGGUCCGCAGGUGUCCACAAGUGAGGGAGAGUCUGAGCAAGAGGCUACAGGACGUUGAGGACAUGUGGAGCAGUCUGCUGGAGAAGGCCAACCAGCGCAGGCAAAGACUCCAACAGGCAGAGGCCGUUCAGAGAUACUUGACCGAAUGGAGAGAGCUGAUGGGCUGGCUUAAGGAGACAUUAUCCCUAGUGACAGGAGAGGGGCUUGGAGGUGAGGUUAAAGACUUGGAGCAGCUAAUUAAAAGGCACGAUGAGUACCGCACUCAGAUUGACAGACAACUGGACAAAUCAGAAGUUGUUAAAAAUGAAGGGAGGCAUCUGAUGGAAGAGGGGAACUUCAUGAGUCAGGAGCUGGAAGAGCAUCUUACAGAGCUUCAGGAGCUGGAGGUGCGGGUUCUGCAGAUCUGGGCAGAAAGGAGAGCUCAGUAUCAGGAAGACCUGGAACUACAGCAACUGCAGAGGGAGCUGGAGCAGGCCGAGCACUGGCUCAGCACCUAUGAGACUGCACUCAGAGCAGAGGACUAUGGGGACUCUGUUUCAGAUGUUCUGGAGUUGAUAAAGAAGCAGGAGGAUCUGGAGGCCAUGAUUCAAGCCCAAAGUGAGAGAUUUAAUACCUUGCAAGCUAGGAGAAUUCAGAGACAACAGAAGAUGAAAGAAACUCGUAGAGUUGACAAUACAGACAGCAGUUGGGACAAGCCUGUUCGUGUGACCUCCCUAAAGAGAAAACCGUCUGAGCAUCCUGUUUUACCUCCGCGACCCUCGUUGAACAAUCCUGUCCUGAGAAGUAGCAGCAGUGGCAGGAAUGAUAAUUCAUCCACAGCCUCUCGAGUGUCCACAGCCAUCCUGAAGAGAAACAGUAGUGGUAAAAUGGAUUCCUAUACAGUAUCACGUGUGGCAUCAGGCCUCAGGAGGGACAGCAGCAGUGGUAGUGAUACAGUAACUUCCCCUGACAAACCGUCCACCUCCGUUCUGAAGAGCCCCACCUCCUCUGUUGAAAAUCCUCCACCUGAAAACUUCAAUGCUGUUUACAGAUCCCAUUAUCAACGUGCUGCCUUCAAGAUUGACCACACCUCCACAUCCGAAGAUGAGGCAGACUCUGUGAGACAGAUUGAUGAAGCUAGCAAACCCCCCCUCAGUGUCGUUCCUAAACCAAGGUCCUUCCCCAGGCGUCAGAGAUCAUCAAGUCCUGAAAUUGAGAAGUGGGGCCCUCCUACAUCCAUACCCCCUGAGCAUCCCUCUAAAGUCAACACAGAGAUGCUCUCUAUCAACAACCAGAGCUCUGAGGAGAGGAACAUUCCCCCAUCUACUCCUCCAGAAGACCUUCACUCAUCUCCUCCAUCUUCCAUUUCAGAGCAAGAAGAACUACCUGAGGAGUCUUCCACUGACACUCCAGUACAGACAACUGUUGCCACCAAGAUCAGAGGAGAGCAUGCCAAAAUGGAGGGUACCUUGGAGAUUAAACUGAAACAAGGAGGAAUUAAAGGCUUGGAUCACUGGGAAACAGUCUAUGCACUACUGGAAGAAGAGACACUCAAUCUGUUUAAAGACCAAGGUGCUGCCAGUGAGAACUGUACACGUUGGCCACCUAUCAACUUGGCUGGAGCAAUCUGCAAAGAUAAUCCUUACUACAGAAGAAAGGACCACACCUUCAAACUGAUACUCAGUGACGGCAGUCACUAUCUGUUUGCCGCCUCCUCUCAAGGGGAACAACAAAAGUGGUUGAAGGAGCUUCAAAUUUGCACAAAUCAAGCAGUGUCUUCAGACAGUCCUGGAAUUAACACAGAAGCAAGUAGAGAAAGCACAGAGCAGUGUGAUUCUGUGCCAGCCGACACAUCUGACACACAAGUUUCUGCCACAAAGUCAAACCAGGAAAAGGAAGACUACAUGGACAGCUGUGAGACCGAGAGAGAGCCACCACCAAAACCCCCCCACACUUAUUACAACAAACACCGCUACCCUGAUGGAGGAGAGAGCCAAGACUCGGUAACUGAGGCACAAAAUGUAAGAAGUCUACAGAGGAACCAGCCUCCUCUUUUCCCCCCACCACCUCCACCAGAAUACCAGACAGAGAAUGGAGCCAAAGACAAGUCCAAAAACAGGAGUGUCUUCAAGAAAUUUUUCAAAAAAUAAAUGUUGUGUAGUGGUAGCUAUAUUUGCACUCUACUGUAGCUUACUGUUGCAGUAGCUGACAGUUGAGUUAUUUCAGUUAAUCGAAUAGAAUGUAUUAUUGUUAUUAUACUCUGUAAUUCGAGCAUCUGCAUUUUCUUAAAGUAAUGCUACAAAUAUAAAGUCUGCUUCUGUAACUCCAGGCUUAAAUCAACACCUCAUAAUAAUUUUUUUAAUGUGUGCACAGGAUUCGAAAAUAUAAAGAAGUACAUUUCACAACUAUGGUAAAGUUAAAAACUGAAAUCUAUUCGAUCUAUUUCUUAAAAGUAUAUUUAUUAAAUUCACAUGUUUUUCUUUGAUUUUAUUAUGUUAAAAAAAUCUAAAAUGCUGAUGAAGGUGUAUGUAUUUUUUAGAUCUGUCUUUAGAUUUUUAAUAAUAAAAAAAGAUGCACU